GUUCUAACGAACCAUAGUGACCACAGUAAGCAGAAUGAAGGCCUUCGUAGCGUGCAUAGCCCUGGCUUUGGUGGCGUGUUCCAGCGCCGAAGCUCCCUCCGGUUACAACUAUAACCGUCCGUCAGGAGGCCACGGUGGCGGUGGAAUCGGCGGUCUGAUCGGUGGAGGCGGCAGCCUACGCGCCGUCUCCUCAGGUUACCAGACCUCCGAAGGCCAAAACGUCGACUCUCAACUCCUAGAACAAGUCCGUCAAAUCCUCCUCAGGGAAGAGGCUUCAUCCGGCUCAGGGUUCGGAGGUGGACACGGCGGUGGACACGGAGGCGGUAUCUCAUCUUCAUACGGAGUCCCAUCCACCUCCUACGGAGUGCCCGGCGGCGGCCGCGUCGUCGGCAUCAGCCUUGAAGCCAUCCGUCAAGCCAUCCAGGUCGCCCAGUACGAGCAGACCGGCGGGUACAGCGGCGGCGGCGGCGGAUACCCGUCCGGCCCUUCCACCUCCUACGGAACCCCCUCCAGCAGCUACGGCGCUCCCUACUAAACCCCAAACCAUCCCUUGAGAUGUUCGACUUAUUCGGGUCAGAUCGUUCCAUCUCCGACCGCCCGAAUGCCUAAACCAAUGGAUCGAGGGCCACGUACAAUGUAGGUGACCUCGCUCCGCCUCGGCCUGCCAUCCGGCCAACGCCUGCGACUGUGCACGCACACGGGUUACCCAGCUAUCAGCCAGUCGUUUCAUGACAGCUGUCAAAACUGUCAAAAAAUUCACUGACAGUUCCGACAGCUCUCGGGCGAAAACGAAGUGGCUCAUAGCUGGGAACGACUCUUGUUCUGUAUAAAGUUUAUCGAUAAGUUAGCUUAAUUGUUAUUUUAAGUUUUUGUUUUUUUUUUAUAAAAAAUAAUAAAUACAUUUU
Molecule: messenger RNA, 905 nt
Organism: Maniola jurtina (meadow brown)
Lineage: Eukaryota; Metazoa; Arthropoda; Insecta; Lepidoptera; Nymphalidae
Gene: CPG20
Product: pro-resilin
Exons: 2
Coding region: 35-535 (166 amino acids)
Source: RefSeq, a predicted model, not a curated record